This is a messenger RNA of Cotesia congregata, 1458 nucleotides long. NCBI's taxonomy places the organism in Eukaryota, Metazoa, Arthropoda, Insecta, Hymenoptera, Braconidae. The record is from the annotation of a GenBank genome assembly.
AUGAUAGACGAGGACGAUCAAGAUGAGCAACUACGUCGUACUGGGAGUGACGUAGAAAUAGAAGAGUACACGGACACGGAGGAGCCAGCAUACACGACUUAUCAACCAAGUGAUAAGCUCUUUGAUACAGAGCAGCCGUGUUGGCAAAGGUUUAGUUUCCUGGCCACCUUGGGCAUUGUCACAGCUUCGGUAACAACCUCUAUCAUCAGUUUGCCACUGUACCUCGAGAAUGUAAGCGGAACGGCGAAUGCCUACACAGGAUUGUUAUUCAUAGCCUUUUUAUCAACAUGUAUCUUCGGAUUGAUGACUAUCAUUGGUGAAAAAGUGUCACCUCCACCGACACUGAUUCCCAAUAGUCUGAAGAUAAAAAUACCACGAUGUAGCCUCGUGAAAAUAAGUUGCUUUUACGCGCUCUCGGGAAUACUCGUCACACUUUCACUGGAUCAAAAUCGAGUGCUUUGUCACCUUCAGGAUCCUAUCAAGGGUAUAACGCUUGUCUUCUCCCUUGUUUAUUACUUCUUCUUCUGCCGCAAGAUGAUGAGCUUGCAGCGUAUAUUUUCCAGUACAACGAUAAUCGUCGGUUUGUUCAUAAGCGUGGACUACGGAUUGUGUGACGAGUUUCGGUGUCGCGGUCGCGAAGUGUCUGCACACACAUUAACGAUGAGAGGUUCUUGGGGCGUGAGAGCGGUUUGGACUCUAGUUUAUGUGGCUUCGCUGGCAGUGUUUGCCUUGGUCUUCACCCUGCUGGAGCUCCACUUCACCACGGGGAUUGAGGUGACGUUUAAUUUCCAGCAGCAAAGUGUCUGCCGUUUGCUGACGACUCAGCACAAUUCGUUCCUCUACACCGUCUCUAGACUGGUCUCAUCCCGCGACAUAAGACGCCGCGGGUCUGAGGAAGAAGGAGGCCGUUUAUUACACGUCACUGAUCCAGACCCGACGAUCAAGCAGAAGCACUUACCCAAACCUCCGAUACUUAGAACUUUGUUCCACAUUCACGCCAUUUCUUUCAUAGUCGUCCUGGCGUUUAUUUGGGUUGAUACUCUUCCUGGUAUAGGUCGGGGUUUUACUCCAAGAGAGCUCUACACAACAAUUGAGCACGGCUUCAAGUGUCACUUUAAAAGCAGCAGCUCUUGCAUUGGAGUAGCUAACCACGGAUGGAUUUUUCUUUUUUCCUACAUCGCAUUCUCCAUAUCAAUCCUGAAUUUUUUGUCCAUGUGUGAGAGUGCUGUCUUCACCGUAGCCGCUACUACAAUUUCUCUCCCUCUUUCUGGCAUUUGGUGGAGUAUUUACAAGAUGGAUGUUGGGUCUAAUGGAGGAGUAACAGGCGAAUUAAUUUGCGCACUUUUGGGUCUACCAGUAGUACUCCUAGGACUUGGUCUUUUGAUAAGAUCACACUUUCGUGAUACUCAACCUGCAUACCAAAGUAUUCCGCCCCCAGAUUUACACCUAAGAGGUUGA